AUGACUGAAGAGGAAAAUGAAUCUCAUCAAUUGUCUGAUAACAGUGAAACAACAGCAUUAACACAGGAAAAUUCUAUUGAAACUAAAGUAGCGUCUUCAUCUAUCAUUAAAGGCGUAUGUGAUGAUAAUUUACUAUAUGGAAAAUGUGAAAAUAUCGAUUGUGAUCAAUUACAUCUUACAGAACCUAUUCAACUCAUUGAUGGUCAUUUUCAUGAUCGAUUACUUAAUGACAAUUGGUCAUGUACUAUCGAAUUAUUGGAAAAUAUCGAACAGUUCAUUGGUAUUACAAAUGUUCAUAAAUCUUCAAUAUGGGAUACUACAUAUUCUAUUAUACCCGAAUCUCUUAAAUCUAAAAUUCGACUUUAUGAAGCAUAUGGUAUUCAUCCACGUUAUUUAGGUAAUAAUCCUCAUAAUGAUUUACUUCGUCUUCGUGAUUUAGUACAAACACGUCCAAUGGUUGGUAUAGGUGAAUGUGGUCUUGAUUUACUUAAUAAUGAACAAUUACCAUUACAAAUUGAAAUAUUUAUAUCACAAAUCAGAUUAGCAAAUGAAUUUCAUUUACCACUUAUUAUUCAUUGUCGUCAAUUAGAUCAGCAAUUAUUUGAUAUUUUAAAAGCAACAGCAAUAGAUUCAUCAAUGAAAAUUCAAUGGCAUUGUUGUCAUUCGAAAGGUACAUCAAUUUAUCGUGAAUUUUUAAAUUAUUUUCCAUCGAGUUUAUUAAGUAUUGGUGGAAUGUGUUGUCAUUCAGGUGAAAAACAUUUACAAACAUUACUUAAAGAAUUAUAUGAAACAGAAAAUCAACGAAGAUUUGUAUUUGAAACAGAUUCACCCUAUUUAAAAUCAUCAUCAUUAUUAAUUCAUACACAAAAUAAUUGUCCAAUAUUAGGUAUAUUAGCAGUUAGUGCUUAUGUAACAAAAGAUAUUCUAGGAAACGAUCAAUGGACAAAUAAUCUGAAAAUAAAUACAAAUAUUCUUCAACAAUUUUUUAAUCUAAGAUAA
Molecule: messenger RNA, 999 nt
Organism: Adineta steineri
Lineage: Eukaryota; Metazoa; Rotifera; Eurotatoria; Adinetida; Adinetidae
Source: the annotation of a GenBank genome assembly